AUGAGUUCUGGAUUUAUAUCAGAAUCUGAAAUAUUGGAGGCGAGGCGAAAACGCCAGGAAGAAUGGGAAAAAGUAAGGACCGAAGAUCAACCUAAAGAGGCUCCAGAAGAGCCGUAUGAUACACGACCUCUGUACCACCGUUUGGAGGAGCAAAGAUUGAAGAAAGAAGCCGAGUAUGAAGAAGCACAUAAACUGAAAAAUAUGAUCAGAGGUUUGGACGAUGAUGAAGUUGGUUUUUUGGAUCUAGUUGAAAGGACAAAAGCAAAAGCAGCUCAGCAAAUAUCACUUGAGGAGCAGAAAGAGAUGCAGGAGUUCAGGGAGCGUGUAUCAAAUUUGGCGGAAAGUGAAGAACUAAUAAGACUUCGCGCCCAAUUGGCCCCUACACGUACCACCACUACGGUGCAGGCACCAAAGAAUAAAUUGCAAGGGGUCGUUGUGAGAAAGCGGAAAGCGAGUGAAAUGGAAUGUGACAAAUCCGAACCUUCUGAGAAAGCUGUUUCUCCUCCCAAGAAUGGGGUAGUCAACAAUGGAGUCCAGCAGAACGGUGAAGUAGAGACGGCAUCGACAGGAAACAUGGGGGACUUGGGUGCCUUACGAUGUGUCGGUAUCUUGCCUGGUCUCGGGCACUAUGACACUGACACUUCGAGUGACACCGACGACUCUAGCGAUCUUGAAAGUAGUGAUAAAUGCUGCGUUAAAAGGGAUCUUCUGGGUCGCAGACCGGAUCAAACGGCGGAAGGAAAACAAAAGGAGGAAUCGAAGAGUUAA
Molecule: messenger RNA, 768 nt
Organism: Parnassius apollo (apollo)
Lineage: Eukaryota; Metazoa; Arthropoda; Insecta; Lepidoptera; Papilionidae
Source: the annotation of a GenBank genome assembly